Messenger RNA from Cyclopterus lumpus (lumpfish), 2368 nucleotides. It is a transcript of the gene nphp1, whose product is annotated as nephronophthisis 1. Gene Ontology annotation, cellular component: cilium; cytoplasm. Gene Ontology annotation, biological process: protein localization involved in establishment of planar polarity. The transcript is spliced from 21 exons. Gene Ontology annotation, molecular function: protein binding. Bases 249 to 2234 code for a protein of 661 amino acids. The record is from RefSeq and is a predicted model, not a curated record. NCBI's taxonomy places the organism in Eukaryota, Metazoa, Chordata, Actinopteri, Perciformes, Cyclopteridae.
AGCUCGGCCGCGUCCUCCGGGCUCCGGCACGUCGCUACGAGGAAGGCGGCGGGGCUGUUCUUCAAGAUGUGCCGACAGAACUGGAGGCCCAGUCCUCUGCUGGCCCCUUGGAUGAGCGCCACGGGGGCCGCCAUGACAGUCGGUGACGUAACGCCGACCGGAAGUGGAGGAGGCGCGUGUGCUGCCUUCAGACGGUGAAGGAACCCGGUUGCCCAGACAACGGCGGAAGUGAAGCCCCAGCUGACAAAAUGCCCCCAAGAAGAAGAGGAGCGCUGCAGCUGGUCCGGAGAGAAGUGGACCAGAUCCAGGAUCAGGUGGACCGCCUGGUGGAGGACGUGCAGAGGGGGGGCGGAUCCCCUGAGGAAGCAUUUCGGAGGUGUCAAGAGCUGCAGAUGUCGGCCGAGAAGACUCAAAGGACUCUGAUGAAACUCACGAAGGAGGAGGAGCCGGCUCCGGUGGGGAGUUACGAGCAGAGGAAGCAGGAGGAGGAGAAGCGGCUGCUGGACAUCUUGGAGCGCGUGACCUCCGUCUCUCUGGAGCUUUCGCCCCCCGGACCCAGCUGUGCGGCUGCAGGCGAUGUUUCAAAGGAAGAUAACGAAGAGGAAGACGAGGAGGAAGACGAGGAGGAAGACGAGGAGGAAGACUGUAGCCACGACGAAGACGAAGAUGAGAAGCCUCAUGUCUACACAGCGCUCAGCGAUUUCAGAGGAGAACAGGAAGGAGAUCUGUCGGUCCAGAGAGGACAGGUGUUGAGGAUCACCAGGGAGACGGCAGACGGGUGGUGGUCGGCUCAGGACGCCAACGGGAACAGAGGACUCGUCCCAAAGACCUACCUGAAGGUGGGCUCCAGUGUUGAUGACCACGAAGAAGAAGACGAGGAUGAAGAGGAUGAAGAAGACGAAGAAGACGAAGAAGACGAGGAUGAAGAAGAGAAACUGAGCUCCCCACACUCCAACUGGAGCCCGGUGAGAAAAGCUCUGAGUGAGGUUGAUGCAACAGAUGUGCUCUCUGCCAUGGGGGCGAUACCUUCAGGAUUCAGACCGUCAUCGCUCAAUAAACUGCUGGUGGAGGAAGGUCGAACACACAAAGGGAGUUGCUACGUUCAGCCCAAGCUCAGCCAAUCACAGCUCUCCUUCAGUGACCUCUUCCUGGAUCCAGACACCGGCAGGGUGCGAGCUCGCCAGGUGAGGACCUGCGUGUGCUUCGGGCUGUGGGGCUGCAGGAUGAUUCCUUCUCCCGGGGUCGGAGUUCAAGUCCUCAGCAGACACGUCCGCCUCUGUGCCUUCGAUGGAUCUCAGGUGUUGAGUAACAUCCACACAGUGAGAGCAACCUACAACCCCAAGAGCCCCAAAACCUGGAGCUUCUCUCCCCGGGUGACAGGUGUCCUCCCCUCCCUCCUGGACGGAGACUGUUUCCUUCGCUGCAACGCUGCGUCUCCUGACCUCGGGGUCCUGUUUGAGCUGGGGGUCACCUUCAUCCGCACGUCCACAGGUGAGAGAGGGGACCUGAGCUGUGGUUGGGCUUUCCUCAAACUGAGGGACGACACUGGAAACCUUCUCCCCAACAGGACCUAUGAGCUGCCAGUGAAAGGAGGAACUCCCUAUGAGGAGGAGGAGCUGAAGGAGGCUUCAGCCACCAGAGGAUCUCCAUCAGGUGUGUUCCAGAAGAUGCUUCAGGUGAGACGACUUCCCAAACUGAUCGUGAAGUUGAAAUCCUCCAACAGCCGAACGAGAGCGCAGCUCAGCCUGCUUCCUGACUCUCUUCUUCUCGCGGUGAGCUGGGUCCAGCUGCUGGUUCUGUUCAGGCAGCUGCAGGCCGACUCUCUGCUGAUGGACAGGCCGACCAUGCAGAACGCUGAUCUCAUGUGCAGUCCGGUUCUCUCCACCUUCCCCGAGCUGUUGGACCAGCCGGACCUGCUGGACGCUCUCCGGAGCGCCUGGAUGGACGCUGAGAGCAACAUGAGCAGAGCACAGAAGAGAGACUCGUCCUUCUUGAAGCAGGAGUUUGUCAAAGUCUACCUGUCCUCCGUGUACUUCCUGCUCCACUCGCCCUCGCUGCCCCCCCCUCGCUGGGCCGACCCCCCCUCGGAGGAGCAGCGUUCCAGGGUCAUCUACGCCGCCCUGGACGCCCUCAGACGCCCUGCAGGCCCGGAGGUGUUUGUGGACCCCGCGCAUCAUCAUCUGGCCUUUGAUGUCGCAGAGUUGACCUUUGACCUCCUCCGCAUGGCGCGGUAGAGAGAAGUGGAUCAUCUUCACUGUAAUUGUAUUAAUAUAUAAUUAAGUGUAUUCUAGGCAUCAGUUUGGGUUUAUUAAAUGACAAAAAAAUGUAAAUACUUUAAUGUGCCAUAAAUAAAUAAAAAACAUUAUUU